Conger conger (European conger) is the source of this 3440-nucleotide messenger RNA. RefSeq names its product golgi membrane protein 1 (gene golm1). Gene Ontology annotation, cellular component: Golgi apparatus. Lineage: Eukaryota; Metazoa; Chordata; Actinopteri; Anguilliformes; Congridae. The record is from RefSeq and is a predicted model, not a curated record. The coding region runs from base 191 to 1354 and encodes 387 amino acids. The transcript has 11 exons.
CAGCACAGUGCAGGAUACAGUCCGCUCGCUCCUGUUGGUGUGCUGUCCUUGCUGACUGUACCGUGCUACAACUGAGCCUGAAUGUUUUCUCUGCUGUGUUGGCAACCAGACUACUUCCGCGUUUCCUCAGAUUGCUCAGUCCUGUGGUCUUGGUUUCGCUCACUUACCCGAUUUCCGGCUCACGGUUGCCAUGGGAGGACUUGGAAACCCACGUCGCGGAGGAAGGUCGCCACCGCUUCUGAUUGGCGCUUUGAUCGCCUGUGUUCUUGUGCUGGGAUUUAACUACUGGGUCUCCAGCUCACGCAACCUGGAGCUGCAGACGCGGCUGUUCGAGAUGGAGGGAGCAGUGCGGAGAGCAGCGGCGGAGAGACUGACGCUGGAGGAGGAGAAGAAGGUGUUUGAGGACAAGCUGCGCAUUCAGAAGGGCCAGAUCCCCCUCAUGGAGGGCAGACAUAAGAUCCAGACGGACACUAUGCUGGAUAACUGGAAGCAAGAAAAGACAACUCUGAUGUUGAACAUCUCCUCAAGCACAAUAACAAUACAGACUUUGAAAGCUCAUUUGGCCAUUCUGGAGGAAAUUCAGAAGCAGUUGCAGGACUGCCAAUCAAAUGGGGUCAGUCUGAGUGAUGCUAUGACUGCGUGUAAGGGUCAGCUGAACGAUUUGAAGAACGAGUGUACGGCCAAAUCCCCACCUGACUCCCCCACCUCUCAGGGGAGUUCCAGCCCCUCCCUCAGCAGAACCGGCCAACCAGAGAAGCCAGGCCUCGAUGACACCAAGGAGCCCCCUGUCUCCACCCUGAGAAUCACCCGGAAGGACGCCGACCCAGACCCUCUCAAAGCCAAGCCGUCUGCACUGGAAACCAACGAGAUCCCCAAGGCUGGAGAAGGGGACGCUCCAUCUCCCUUGACUGGCAGAGACGUCUCCAAACCACAGCACAGCAUGGCGCUUCUUCCCAAAAGUGACGUUCCUCAGCAAGAACUUCAGGCGGCCGUGGCCAGGCCAGGAGAAGAGCUGGAGGUGAUAGAAACCCGCUCUGUGAAACUGCAGGUUACAGGAAACGGUGUGGUUCAGGUGGAAAAGGCCGAGAAACCCGGAGAGGAACAUGGGCACAAGCCUGAGGACAAUCCUGCAGACAACCCUGAAGACAACCCUAGGGACAAGCCUGGAGACCAGCAGAAUACCUCAGAUUCUGAGACAGUGAAGCAGGCUCAACUGAAAACUAAUGCAGGUAAAGAUCAGGCCCAAGGUCGUGGCCCAUUGGACCUGAAGAAGGCGAUUGCGGACUACAAUGGCGACGAUGAGAAUGAGGGCGAGCUCGAGGCCGACAAGCAAGCUGAGCUUGCCAAGCAUUGAGGAUCAGGCUGAAGAUCGGGGUGAUGGACGCCGCUGAAUCUAAGUGGCUGUACACUAUAAUGAUUCACACAAGUUCUGUAACCAAGGAAAUGCUGAAGAUAUUCCUCAUCUUCCACUGAUGUUGCACAUGAUGCCUUACUGAUCCAAAAUGAAUGUAUAUGUACACGGGGCCUGAAGACUUGCACUGCUGUGAACUACAAAGAAGAUCCGCAUACAGCCAACACGUAUAUAUCUGUAGCUACACCAGCAUACUGCUUACAUCUGUAGCUACACCUGCAUACUGCAGACACCUGUAACUCUACACUUGUAUACUGCAUACAGCUGAAUAUUGCGUUCACUUGUAUGCUUGUAUGGACCCAAGUUGAAAAUUGCACACUCCUAAUGAGAACGGAAAUACCGUAGAACUUCAGAGAACCGAAUAUCGGGAAUGAAGCUCGUUCACCUUAUGAAAUUUUCGGAACUCUGAAAGUGCCGUUGAAAUGUACCCAAUUUCACUAAAUUAAGUAUUUAUUUCAGGUCCGUUUAUUUCAAGUUCUAAUAAGCCAAUAACAUGGAUUUUGUCCACACAGUUUCUGUCAUAUAAAGUGCGGUCCAAUAUGCAACAAUAGGCUAAACUUAAAAAAAUGUCCAAAUCGGAAAUAAAUCCGGCUUCGCACUUUUAUUGAUGUACACUAAUGGUAAGCAAAAGUCGCCGAUGUGUAGCCAUCAGUUUGACGCGAUCUUUGCUGGAUUUAAAAUGAUUCAAAUUUUGUGCUGGUCCUUUUAUGUCAGAAGCUAUACUUUCUUGUCGGCUACUCUUUAGCAACAGCUCCCAUGUCUAAUUUUGAUAUAAUUUCAAGUUAUUUUUCUCGAUUUAAUAGUGUUACUCAUUUGCGUUUUUACUUGCGAUUCCAUAACCCUGUUCGGUUGACCGGACUUUUCGUUUUCCUGAGGUUGGGGUCUCUGAGGUUCUACUGCAUUGCCGUCUCAUAGAUCUGAUUGAUUGAUGCUCACCGCAGGUCAUCAAGUUUAACCAUCUUGCACUUAAGCUGUCUCAGAGGUGCCAGUGGAAGCGGCCGUUUCUCCUGUCACCUCUUUUGUAAGAUGGAUGCCCACCAAACUCUUGCCUUUUCAAAUUGUUUUACAUUCAUGUCCAGAAUUUAUCCAAAUGGCAGCUGUUCAUUGUAUGUAGUGAUCAUAGAUAAAAUGUUUGAUUGCGUGUGGGGAUUAUAUCAAAUAUUAGUUAGGAAAGUGAUUUCCUGAUGGGUCUUGCCCCCACCAAUGGCUGUUUCCGUUUGGCAAGUGCCAGUUUCUAUUUUUUUUAUUUAUGAAAUGCGUGUUUACUGGAUUAGUGUCUGAGUGGCCCGUGCCCAGACCCCCUCUGCUAGUUUUAGACACAAUAUGAAGUAGAUUUAUUGAAGAUUUGACCUGCCGAAUCACCAGCUUUGGGUGCGUAAUGUUAGACCAGUCAGACUGCCAAAGCUGUAAUUACACCUGUAUGUCCACCUGCUAUAAUAUUGCUGGCUGCUGUAGUGUGCGUGCACUAGAAAUUGUGGCAUUACAGAACCCUAUUAUGAGACAGGACAUACAUGCACGCAUGGAUAUGCGUGAACACGCGUACAGACACAGACAUGCCUCCUGAAGAAAUGACCAAAGGUGUCUAAAAAAAUCUCAGUUUGAGAUUUAAUUUCCUCCAAUGCAAGAUCCUAAUCUUCACCACACUGCGCUGAUCAUCCAAUCUGCAGGACUGGUCUGCAUGCGUUGCCAGUGUAACCGUCCUGGGGUUGUGUGCCUUGCUGUGUUUGUCUUGAGCCAGUAGUUUGCACACUGAAUGGGAAAUUUUAUAAUUUAUUUUAUAGACUGUAUUUUGUGUUUUUUUUUAGGUUUGUUCUGAAUGAACCUGUUGAAGAUGUUUAUGCACAAACUUAUGGAAAUGGUUUAAUAACAUGGCAUACCUUGCUCGAGAUUUAACUUUUUUGUAGAAGCGGAGAAAUCUGAAAACCACACUAUAGGAAAAAAAAUAUGAACAUUUUUCAUAGAGGUGUAAAUGUGAAUCCAUUGUGCGCUUUCUACCAUGGAACUGGGAAUAAACUUAUCUGACAAUGAA